Molecule: messenger RNA, 960 nt
Organism: Pelagomonas calceolata
Lineage: Eukaryota; Pelagophyceae; Pelagomonadales; Pelagomonadaceae
Source: the annotation of a GenBank genome assembly
AUGCUUUCGCUGGACGCCGCACUCGAUGCCAGCAGUGAUGCCGAGGACACACCCGCCGGACGCGACGAGACGUCGAAAGAAUCCCGCCGCGGCGCGCUCGCGAAGACGCUCGAGACCGUAAGAGCCCGCCGUGAGACUUUGGCGCGCGAGACGUCGGCCACGCGCCGCGCCGUCGAGGCGGCGGCCGCCGACAAGGCGGAGGGCAGCGAUGCCGUCGAGCUGCCGCGCGCCGCACGCCUCGCAGCGCUGCGCGACGCAGCAGCGCGCAAGCGGAAGGCGCCGGCCGAGGACGGCACGCGGCGCAUACGAGUCACGCGCGACGCGAGGGGCGACGAGCAGCUCGAGCUGUGCGGUGCGCCGGCCGAGGGUGCCUCGUCGGUGGUCAUGAUGGCCUGGGAGCGGCCCUACAUGGAGGCGCUCGUCGACGCGCUCGAGGUCACGCCGGCGGAUACUGUGCUUGAGAUCGGCUACGGCCUCGGCUUCUCCUGCGCGGCGAUCCAGCGCCGCAGGCCGCGGCGCCACGUCGUCGUCGAGUGCGAUCCUGGAGUCCGCGCACGUAUUCCGGACGGCGCGGACGGCGUCGAGGUCGUUGCGGCGACGUGGCAGGCCUACCUCGCCGACGCCAAUGACAACUUUCCAAUCCAUGAGUUCUCGGCCGUAUUUUUUGACGACUUUCCCAUCGUCGCGACGCCGUCCCGCGGCAGCCGGUGGCGCAGCUUCCUCGAGGCCCUCGUACCGCACAUCGCGUGGGCCGCGCCUCCCCGGCGCGUCGUCGGCUACUGCUGCGACGCGGAGCGGCUGAGAGCGGCGCUCCCGGACGGCUACUGGCUCGAGCGCGCCACCCCCUUCGAGCUGACGCCGCCCGCCGACUGUCCCUACGUGUCCGAGGCCGCGGGCGACCGGUGCUUUGUCGUGGUUAUAGGCUUUGACCCCAACGGCGUCUACGAGCCGGGCGCUUGA